AUGUGGAGUAAGGAAAACAAAAGCAAAACAAUAGAUAAGCUUCAUCCACAGCAUUUUCAUUUUUGCGCAGAAGAACAAUGUAUGCUGUCAGAAAGGAACUGGAGGAAUCCUUGAGGAGCUACACCACAGACAUCCUCACUGACAUCCAGAUAGUCAGAAUCUUCUGUGAGACGUUCUCUAAAUGGAUGCUCUGUAGAAAGGAUGAGCUGGAAAUGAUGAGGGAGAUCAAAGACAAAGCAGACAAACUCAAGUUGCACCUCAGUGACUGUGUCAAGUCAGAGAAGAAAAGCAAAGCCUUCAAGAAAUAUGUGAGCAACAAGUUCACCGGGACAGACAAACAGUAUGCAGAGCUGGAGAAGGAGCUGGAGGAGGUGCUGAAGAAAACUCUUAAAGGUUUGGAGACACUUCAAAGCUUCCUGGACGCCAUAGAGAGGCUGGCGGUCAGCUCUGUGCACGUGUUCAUGGAGAACCAGGUGAUCCAGCUUCCUGAAGACAUCAGCUUUGAUUAUGUUCAGGUCGUCAUCAACAAUGCAAAACUCAUCUGUCCUCUCCUGCUGGAGUUUAAAAGAGAUGAUGGAGAUUUCUUCCUUCCUAAAAUGCAAAACGUUGAGUUGAUCGCUUAUCAUCUGGACAGAUACAUCCAGACCACAAAGAAGAUGUGUGAGGAGAUGGAUACAAGCUGUCUGAAUGAUGACUGCCUGAUGAUGACAGAAGUUGUGGUGAAGCUGGAUGUGAAUUUGUCUGAAGUUAACAUGCAGAAGAUCCUGGACCACAUUAACCAACUCAAGGACAUACGGAUGGAUCAGAACUUCCGGAUGGUCUUCUUGUUCCAGGAAGAAUCUUGUUUCCGCUUCAUGAAGGAGUUUAGUGAGCGUCAGCCCAGGAUGCUGGAGUUUCUUAAAGAGCUGGAGGAAAAUGCAGUUCAGCUGGACAGAAUGAACAAAGGUGCAAAGAUCUCCAGUGUUGCUGGCAGCUCGGUGGGGGCGGUUGGAGGUGUGCUUUCCAUCAUUGGUUUGGCGUUGGUACCUGUGACAGCUGGAGCAUCCUUAGUUGCCACUGUGACAGGGAUAGUAAUGGGCAUUGCAGGCAGAGUCAACGGUCUCGUCACCACGGCCACUGAAGUAGUGGUCACCCAGAAGCAUCAGAAGAAAGCCAGUAAAGUCUCUGAAAGUUUCAUAGAGAAUGUGACCAAACUACGGGAGUGUCUAGGGAUCCAAACAACUGGUGACAAAGGAGUGCUGCACAAAGCUGGGCCUGUUGGUGGAAAGAUUACAGCUUCUCUUUGUAAGCUGUUAAAAGAUGUUGGUCUUUUUUCCAGUGGAGGUAAAGGGGGUGCUCUGGAAGAGGCAGCUCUCCGUAAGAUUUCAAAAUUAGCUGAAGUCAUCCCCGACAUCGGUCGAGGUUCUAAAAAAAUUUCUCGUUCAAUGUCCAAUUUGACCAAAGCCAUCUCAAACCCGACCAACCCCCUUCUGCUCGGCAUGGACAUCUUCUUCACCUGUAAAGACAUCACCAGUCUGGCCAAAGGCAGCGAGACGGAGAAGUCACAAUUCAUCCAAGCCAGAGCUUCUCUGUGGAGCUCAGAGAUGAACUCCUGGAAGAAAAUCUAUGACUCUCUGAGUGACGGUCUGCAGACAUCAGAGAAGAAGAAAGCUCUUCUGCAGACGCCGUUCUACCUCAACAUAGAUUGGAAAGACAAGAGGUUCUACCUGACUAAUUUGAGGAACAAAUAAAAGAUCAACUGCCAAGGUAAAAUAAAAGUUAAAAAAAAUCUUAAUGACAGACUAUUUCAAGAAUGACAUUCAGAAAAUGGAACUUUUGAUUAAUUAGCUACUAGAAAUUUGACCGCAAAACCUAGAAUAGAAUAUCUUUAUUGUCAUUGUACAUUUACAACGAAAUUGAGUGCAAUCCUCUUCUGGUGCUGAAAUAAAUUAAACACAAAUCCAAACAAUCAGUAAACAAGUUAAAACAUUUGCUAAAAGACGCUCAAUUCCUAGCAGCUUUCAAAAAUGUGAUGGCUCUGGAAUAAAAACAGUUUUUUUAUCGAUUUGUCCUUGAUUUUAUUGGUCUGUAUCUUCUGCCCGAAAGCAGAAGUGUAAACAGAGAAUGUUCGGGGUGGGAUGGAUCCAGUAAAAUGUUUUCAGCUUUCCUGGGCAGCGGUAGCUGUACAGUUCUUCCAGAGAUGGGAGAGGGUGGCCUAUGAUCUUCUGGGCUGUAGAGAUGACCCUCUGGAGCGCUUUUCUGUCUGCUGCUGUGCAGCUGGAGAACCAGGUACAAACACAAUAUGUCAGAAUGCUCUCAAUGGAGCAGCAGUAGAAGGACACCAGCAGUUCCUCGUCAGGGUUGUUCUUCUUCAAAAGUCUGAGAAAGUACAAUGUCUGCUGGGCCUUCUUCACCAGAGCCGUGUUAGCGGUGUUAGCGCUCCAGGUCAGGUCCUGCUGGAUGGUGACGCCCAGGAACUUGAAGGCAUCCACCCUACAGGGGCUGAAUGACCAUUUUCUUCCGCCUGUAAUCCACCGCCAGCUCGCCAGGUAAAGAGCGUGUUAAGCCCGAGUUUCAGCACAGGUCUCGCAGUCUGCGCCAAAAGUCGAUCAGCUCUGUUGAAACAGAGGAGCCCGUUAGAUGACCUGUCCAGAAGCAUGUGAGUUAUGCAUCACACACAUUAUCAUUUUUGGUUGGUUUGCUUGCAAACCUUUACAUUUAAAGGUUUGCAGCUUAAGGGGAGGGGUGUUACGACCCCUGGUCUUAUAUGUGUGUGUGCUUUGUUUAUCUGUUUCACCAGCUCCUGCAGAAGUCCAGCUCCUCCACUGCUGCUGACUCCGCCCCCUCCUGCAGAGCUGAUUGAGGCACCCUCCCAACCAAUCCCUGAGCUGGGAGGGAAGCUUAAAAGAAGCCAGGAAGCUCUGCUCCAGUGGCGGCUGAA
Messenger RNA from Oryzias melastigma (Indian medaka), 2920 nucleotides. RefSeq lists its product as uncharacterized. Gene Ontology annotation, molecular function: lipid binding. The transcript is spliced from 4 exons. Lineage: Eukaryota; Metazoa; Chordata; Actinopteri; Beloniformes; Adrianichthyidae. Gene Ontology annotation, cellular component: membrane; extracellular region. The record is from RefSeq and is a predicted model, not a curated record. Bases 78 to 1730 code for a protein of 550 amino acids. Gene Ontology annotation, biological process: lipid transport; lipoprotein metabolic process.